Messenger RNA from Aspergillus pseudotamarii, 3018 nucleotides. RefSeq lists its product as uncharacterized. The transcript has 7 exons. Lineage: Eukaryota; Fungi; Ascomycota; Eurotiomycetes; Eurotiales; Aspergillaceae. The record is from RefSeq and is a predicted model, not a curated record. Gene Ontology annotation, biological process: protein N-linked glycosylation; oligosaccharide metabolic process. Gene Ontology annotation, molecular function: Glc3Man9GlcNAc2 oligosaccharide glucosidase activity. Bases 1 to 3018 code for a protein of 1005 amino acids. Gene Ontology annotation, cellular component: endoplasmic reticulum membrane.
AUGGUCCUGAUCGACAAGCAUGUCUACACCUCGCGGGAGGAGGAGCGAUUAAAGGAAGAUCGCGAGCGCAUUCGUUACUGGAAAAAAUGGGGUCCGUAUGUGGCCGAAAGGCAAUGGGCAACAGACUUCUCUCAUGAGCACGCGCGGUCGCGAACAUAUCGCUGGGGCGAAGAUGGGAUCGCCGGUGUCUCCGAUACUCAUACUCUACAGAACGUUGCAUUUGCUUUCUGGAAUGAAAAGGACGAUAUUCUGAAGGAACGUCUAUUUGGCUUGUCAAACCCUCAAGGAAACCAUGGAGAGAGUAUCAAAGAAGCUCAUUUCCACCUUGAUAACACUCCAACGCAUUCCUACAUGAAAUACCUCUACAAAUACCCCCAGAAGAAGUUUCCUUACGAGGAUCUCAGAGACGAGAAUGCGCGCCGGUCGAGAUUGGACCGCGAAUACCAGAUCCUAGAUACCGGCGCUUUCGACGACAACCGGUACUGGGAUAUUUUCAUUGAGACGGCCAAGGAAGACGAUGACGAAGAGGAACUCCUGUUUCGCGUUAUUGCCUACAACCGAGGCCCUGAGCCGGCUCCCUUGCACAUCAUCCCCCAUGUGUGGUUCCGGAAUACCUGGGCCUGGGGCUACGAGGAUCAGUCUCACAAGCCUUCCAUCGAAAAGGUCACCCCCCUGACAGCCAAGUCUCACCACAAGAAGUUAGGUGAAAGAUAUGUACGAUUCUCCCCCUCCCCAGCGGCGGGAAGCAACCAGGAGGAUAUCCUGCCAAAGAUGCUGUUCACGGAAAAUGAGACGAAUAACGAGCUGCUCUGGAAGUCUGAAAAUGAUCAGCCGUACGUGAAGGAUGCAUUCCAUCGCUACAUCGUCAACGGCGAAAAGGACGCGAUCAACCCGGAGAACAAGGGCACUAAGUUUGCUGCCUGGUAUGCUUUCAAUGAGGGUAAUGAAAUCCCUCCAGGCGAGUGUGCUGUUGUCCGGUUCAGGCUGUCCCGAAAGGUCCAGCCGUUCAUUGACGAGGAGGAACUGGAUGACACUAUUGAACAGCGUAUAACGGAGGCCGAUGACUUCUACUAUCACAUCAGCCCCUUACCCAUGAGCGAUGACCUACGAAACAUUCAGAGACAGGCAUUUGCGGGCAUGAUGUGGACGAAGCAGUACUAUCAUUUUGUCUGGGAUCAAUGGGCAAAUGGCGAUCCCGCGAUGAUCCCACCGCCCCCUGGCAGGAAGCAUGUUCGAAACCAGCAGUGGAAACACUUGUACAUGGAUGACAUUCUUUCGAUGCCCGACUCCUGGGAGUAUCCGUUUUUCGCUGCGUGGGAUACUGCUUUUCACUGCAUCCCUCUCGCGAUGAUUGACCCCGAGUUUGCUAAGAAGCAGCUGGAUCUUCUCACUCGAGAAUGGUAUAUGCACCCCAACGGACAGCUCGCUGCAUAUGAAUGGAACUUUGGUGAUGUAAACCCUCCCGUCCACGCAUGGGCGACGUUCCGGGUUUUCAAGAUCGAGCGGAAGAUGUAUGGCCGGCAGGACCUAGACUUUCUCGAACGGGUGUUCCAAAAGCUGCUCCUCAACUUCACGUGGUGGGUUAACCGUAAAGACUCGGAAGGAAAGAAUGUUUUCGAAGGAGGCUUCCUCGGUUUGGAUAAUAUUGGGUUGUUCAAUCGUUCCGAGCCUUUGCCCACUGGAGGCGUCUUGGAGCAAGCGGACAGCACUGGGUGGAUGGCCUUCUAUUGCUUAUGCAUGCUCAACAUUGCCUUGGAAUUGGCUAAACACCGGCGGAUCUAUGAAGACAUUGCAUCCAAGUUCUUCGAGCAUUUCAUCCUCAUCAGUGAUGCGAUGACAUUCAGGUCGGGAGGUGAAGAGGCUUCUCUGUGGAAUGAGGAGGAUGGGUUUUACUACGAUGCUAUUUCUUACGGCGAACCCUGGACUCAACAGCUCCCCGUGAGAUCCCUCGUUGGCUUGAUUCCGUUGUAUGGAGUCCUCACGCUCGAGCCCGAAUUGAUCAACCAAUUCCCUUCUUUCAAGCGCCGACUGGAGUGGUUCAUUGAGAAUAGACAAGAUGUUGCCGAGCGCAACAUUGCCAGUAUGAAACGUCGUGGCAAAGGCGAGCGUCUCCUCUUGGCACUGGUCAGCAAAGACCGCCUGGAAAAGAUCUUAAAGAGGAUGCUCGACGAAACCGAGUUUUUGUCUGAGCAUGGUAUCCGAUCCAUGUCUAAAUACCAUGGCGAGCAUCCUUAUUCUAUGACGGUCAAUGGGCAGGAGUUCCGUGUCAAUUAUGUCCCUGGUGACUCGGACAGUGCUCUGUUCGGCGGAAACAGCAACUGGCGCGGACCGGUCUGGCUGUGCGUCAAUUUCUUGCUGGUCGAGUCGUUGCUGCGCUUCUACAUGUUUUACGGCGAUAAAUUCCAGGUUGAAUGUCCUACAGGGUCCGGGGAAUAUAUGCAUCUCGGGCAGGUUGCCGAGGAAAUCCAACACCGGUUGCAGCAUUUGUUUGCCCGUAACGAUGAAGGACGUCGAGCGGUACACGACAACUCUGACCUUCUCGACUUCGACGAGCACUGGAAAGAUUACAUGUGGUUCCACGAAUUCUUUGAUGGUGAUACUGGACGGGGCCUUGGAGCUUCUCACCAAUGCGGCUGGACUGGCUUGAUUGCCAAGAUCAUCCAUGACACAGGAAUAAACUGCCGCGUUCCGCAAACCCCUCGCUCCCCGUACGCGGCGGCAUCCCACUACUUUGAUGAUAUCUUUAGCCGUUCCCGACCACGCGGCAGCCGUCGACCCAGCGUCCGCCGAUCGUCCACGAGUCGUUCCAUCGGGAACCGAAGCGACUUCGAAUCGGCCUUUGGUGACACUACCGCUGCAGAAAGUGUAGUGGACGAUGAAGAGAAAGACCACGGUGUGAACGACCAUGUGUCGCAUUAUGUAGAGAGUCAGUUAGAGCGGGUGAGAAGCCGAGUGUCCAUGGGUGCAUAUGAGGAUGAGUUUGAGACGCAAGCCGAUCGGAAGCCGAAUGGGCAUUGA